AAGAGGCUGGGUGCCCUUCCACAGCCAUGGAUGCCCGAGCGCUCACCUGGGCACUGAUACUUGUGGGCCCGGCCCUGGCCCUUGCUCUGCAUCCUAUACCCACCCAGGAGGCUCCAGAGAAGCUGUGCGGCCAUCACUUCGUGCGUGCUCUGGUGCGAUUAUGUGGUGGCCCGCGCUGGUCCUCUGAGGAUAGGCGGCCUGUGGCUGGUGGUGACCGUGAGCUACUGCAGUGGCUGGAAGGACAACAUCUCCUCCAUGGACUGGCAGCUGAUAGAGAACCCGCACUGGCUCCUGCCCCACAGCCCCUGCCCAGGGCCUCACGUCAUGGUCGCAGGCGCCGGCAGGUAGUUAUCAGCAACCCUGCCCACCAAUGCUGCCUCCAUGGCUGUACCCGGCAGAAGCUACUGUCCCUCUGUCCUCACUGAAUCCAUGUGGUGCAUGGCUUUGGGGAACCUGAGACCCAGAGGGGACUGGCCUGGCAGGCUCCUGAGGCCACACAGCACCAUAAAGCCAGAUGUCUGGAGGGACAUUGCUCAUUACCUCCCUCCAUGCCACCUGCCUGCCCUCUGUGGGGCCAACUGGGGAAAAAUUGUACCCCAAUGCCAGCUUGAAGGAUCCUUGGUUUUUAGAUCUUAGAUCCCAAGAUCCAAAUGUCCUCAUCUCAGAGGAGUCCCAGGCACCACCCUCCCUGAAUUUGUGAUCAUUCCUCAAUAGUAAAAGAAUAAAGGUCCUGCAGAAUCUGAAGCAGCUGUCUGCAGUUUGUACAGAAAA
Talpa occidentalis (Iberian mole) is the source of this 771-nucleotide messenger RNA. RefSeq names its product insulin like 3 (gene INSL3). The coding region runs from base 27 to 425 and encodes 132 amino acids. The record is from RefSeq and is a predicted model, not a curated record. NCBI's taxonomy places the organism in Eukaryota, Metazoa, Chordata, Mammalia, Eulipotyphla, Talpidae. The transcript has 2 exons. Gene Ontology annotation, cellular component: extracellular region. Gene Ontology annotation, biological process: adenylate cyclase-inhibiting G protein-coupled receptor signaling pathway. Gene Ontology annotation, molecular function: G protein-coupled receptor binding; hormone activity.